Messenger RNA from Perca flavescens (yellow perch), 4918 nucleotides. RefSeq names its product 5-hydroxytryptamine (serotonin) receptor 2C, G protein-coupled-like 1 (gene htr2cl1). The coding region runs from base 1504 to 3246 and encodes 580 amino acids. Gene Ontology annotation, molecular function: neurotransmitter receptor activity; G protein-coupled serotonin receptor activity. Gene Ontology annotation, cellular component: plasma membrane; dendrite. The transcript is spliced from 9 exons. NCBI's taxonomy places the organism in Eukaryota, Metazoa, Chordata, Actinopteri, Perciformes, Percidae. The record is from RefSeq and is a predicted model, not a curated record. Gene Ontology annotation, biological process: serotonin receptor signaling pathway; chemical synaptic transmission; release of sequestered calcium ion into cytosol.
UCCAGUAAGGAGUCCUUUAUCGCUUUCUCUCUCAUCCCCUCCGCGCUCUGGUCUUCGGUGUUAAAACUUUCCUGAAAGGAGACGGAUCUUUCAGCAUCCUAGUAAACAAAUGAACCAACAGUUAUUGUUUUGCCUGGAACUUUGAGAAGGAUUUACUGUCAUUUAGUUUCCUGUUUUGGUGCAGGACGCGUCUCGUUUCGCACCGGACCAAAAUGGACCGCAGAACGUGUCCGGAGCGUCUGCACUGGUCCUCUGCCGCUGUGUGCGGGACAAACUGAAAAGAAAUCCAGACUGGACCUCCACUCACUGCCCGUUCUCUUUCCUCCUCUAGUUUCUGGCUGCGGGUUUUAAUGCCUCCGCUCAGAAGAUAUAGCCCAAAUCAGAAGCGGAGAAUUAUUCCUCAAACCGAAGAGAGGACAUGGACAUACCGUAGCCAGCGCUCACAGAUGAAAAGCAGGAUGUAGCUAUAAAAAAAGAGGGACAUCACAAACUGCAGGGACGCGGAAAGAACAAUCGAAUGUCUUCACGGACGAGAAGCACACGUCAGAAGUUGAGCGCCUCAGGUCUUAAGAAGAUCCAAACAACACUUAUGUGAAUGUAACAAAGCACUGAGGCAGCUCAACAAAGCGGGCUUGUUCUACAUGAAGAUCAAAUCAACAUUCGGCAAGGACAGAUGGAUGACACUUAUCCCUCACUCCAGAGGUGUGGAGUGACAGAUGACAAAGGCAUUGACACGGUGGGAGAGAGAAAAAAAGAGAGAGUUAACGUCGGAAAGGGUUACUGCCGCCCGUAAUGGAAAACAACAACAAAGGUCAGACAUCGAUCGGGAGGCUAGAAGAAAUCAACCUGAUCAUCAACUCUGACCUGAGAGACGUAACCUGCAACACCUUGGAUACCACAGACCACAGCAGCAAGAUUUACAACUGAAUGCAGAUGAUAAAAAUGAAAACUCAUCCACAAACUAACUAGGAAAGAUCUGGCACACAGCAGACAGCAGCCAUGGAUAUUAGUAAACCAAUCUUCAGCAACUUAGAAACUCUUAGACUCUCAUUCACAUCAAGAGGUGGAUGUGACUGAUCCACCACAAAGCAACACGGGACAUUUUGGCUCAGCAUACACCUUGAGAACGUGUCGCCAAUGACGAAUUGGCAGGAAAUGGGAGAUUCAAAGCUCAGGGAACAAUCUGAGGCUGUUUGCAGCUAGCAAGACUAUUGGAAUACAAUAUAAAAUCAAAAACACUUUUAGCCAGGUCCUCCCAAUCCCCUCUUCCCUGUCACUCCCCGUCCCUGAAGUUGCUUCCUUACUGUUUUUCCCCUUCCUCUAGAUCCUUAUUAAUGGUGUUCUGUUGGUAUUAACCAUUCAUUUACACACUUCAAAACUCGUUAAAUAAGUCUUGAUCAAUGCUGAGCACAUCUCUCUCUUUACCUUCUUCUUCCUGCUGGUGGAGAAAGUGAAUUAAAAUCAGGGGAGGCCUCUUUCAACCACCAAGGGUCUCUCUUUGGGAUGGGCGGCCCAGCAAGGGCUCUUCUUGGCGGGUUCAGCACCACCACUUCUUCCCUGGAGGUUGGAGGUCGGAUGGCUUGGCCAAGCAACAACCCCCUGGACCUCAACCAAACCCUGUCAUGGGGGAUCGGGCUUGGAGGCAGCGGUGGAGGUGCGGCAGCCAUGAGUGCAGGUCUGGACAAUUUCACCCAGGAGUCUGUCACCAGGACGGUGAUGAAAGAGAAGAACUGGCCGGCGCUGCUCAUACUUGUCAUCAUCGCACUGACAAUUGGUGGCAACAUCCUUGUGAUCUUGGCAGUGUCGCUGGAGAAGAAACUCCAAAACGCCACCAACUUCUUCCUAAGGUCGCUGGCCGUGGCGGACAUGCUCGUAGGCAUCCUGGUCAUGCCGGUCUCCCUCAUCAACAUCCUCUAUGACUACGCCUGGCCUCUCCCCAGCGCCCUGUGUCCCAUCUGGAUCUACCUGGACGUGCUGUUCUCCACCGCCUCCAUCAUGCACCUGUGUGCUAUCUCCCUGGACCGAUACGUCGCCAUCCGCAACCCCAUCGAGCACAGCCGCUUCAACUCCAGAACCAAAGCCAUGAUGAAGAUCGCCGCCGUCUGGACCAUAUCUAUAGGUGUGUCGAUGCCUAUCCCAGUGAUCGGCCUCCACAAUGAGGACAAGGUGUUCGUCAACGGCAGCUGUGUCCUCAACGAGGAGCGCUUCAUGCUGAUUGGCUCCUUCGUGGCCUUCUUUAUCCCACUGGUCAUCAUGGUGGUGACGUACUGCCUCACCAUACAGGUGCUCCAGAGGCAGGCCACUGUCUUCCUGUGCGAGGCAAAGACGUCCUCCCAGCAGCCAUUGCACACACCAGCAAUGACAAAUACAUUGCAGCCUCCACCCAGCACCUUCCACGUCCCCCAGAGCAACACACUUGCUGCUUCAGACUCACAGGAGUUAAAGGCCCCGCUCCCUCAGAGCAGACGAAACACCUUGAGCUGUCUGAAAGGAGCCGAGCCCGGCAUGCUGCUCAGCACCUCCAAGUCAGAUAGCAUAAGCAUCAUUCCCAGCUCGGAGGUGGCGUCUCAGCUCAGCUCGCCAGCAGCGGGACCGGGCCGAAGCGACACGUCGGGUUGUCACGGGCGACGGGGGAUGAUGCAGGCCAUAAAGAACGAGAGGCGGGCCUCCAAGGUCCUGGGAAUCGUCUUCUUCCUCUUCCUCAUCAUGUGGUGUCCCUUCUUCAUCACCAAUGUCACCUUCGUCCUGUGCCGGGGCUCCUGCAACGAGUCGCUGCUCAACGACCUCCUCAACGUCUUCGUCUGGGUGGGCUACAUCUCCUCCGGGGUCAACCCUCUGGUCUACACGCUCUUCAAUAAGACCUACAGGAGAGCGUUCUCCAGCUACAUCAGGUGCCAGUACAAAGUGGGGGCCAACGCAGCCGGACAGAGUUGCAAAACCCUCCUGGUUCCCCCGCCGUGCUCGUCGCACGCCGUGACCCCUCUGCUGAUGGGCAGUCAUGGGAAAGCGGGCAUGGACCGCAAUAGUAACUGUCGCAACGGCGGUAGGGGGGACAACGGGAGGCUGACGGUGGACCCGGAUGACAUGACAGAUGACGAAACACAAAUCGGAAUAGUGUCGCACAGCCUCUCCGAAUGCCACAACAUCGACAUGCUUUCGGAAACGGAGCCGGAAACGGAGGUGAAGCAGGAGCUGUCACUCAUCAGCUACAGCUCCACCUCCAGAGAACACACCAGCAGUGUGUGAUUGCGUGUUUUUUUUGUUGUUUAAUGUCUUUUUUUUUUUUAACCUGCAGACACUGGUGCCGAGAAACGUUUCGACGAGCUGGUGCUGGAAGCCUACAGCUUUUUUUUAUUGGCUGUAAACCUGCAGUAGGUCCUUUUGUUGCAAAAGGACUAAUCUCGGUUUGAGGAGCCUUAUCCCCAGCCUGGAGUGCACUACUUAGAAAUGUAUGAGCUGAAUCAGAUUACGAGAGAGCCUCUGAGAUGAAAAGGUUUUGGAAUGAAAGACAAUAUUUGUUUUCUAUUUGGUGUCCAAAUGUUGGUUUUUCAUUACACAAAGGGAGGAUAAACGCUGUGCUCUGCAGUCAGUGUGUUGUACUUCAUGGGGACUAAGGUACCAGCUGAGAUCCAGACAGGGUCGGUGUGCAUGUGAUAAGAGGGCUGUCAUUGAAGAGCUUAUUGUCAUUGUUGACCUGUUAUGAAGUCCUUCUGAUGCAGGUUACAGAGUCAAGCGCCGACCGCUGACGUCGACGGGGUCAAACUACGACUUCACGCCUUCACACGAGUCCAAAUGCAGUCCGAGUCUCUGGUUUAUGUGGAUUCUCUCCACACCGAGCAAGCUAAACCAAAUCUAUUUUUGUGCCGGUCAAGCUUAACAGUGACAGUCCUACAAAUAAUGCCUGAAUGAACUUUUCCAGCACGUAUAAUCAAACUAUUCAGCCGACAGAAAAGGGAUUUCUCUCGAAAAAGGGAACUCACUUGAGGCUGCAGUCAAAGUUUGUCUGAGAGGACCAAGAUGAAGGAAUGUACCACGACCACUGGUGGACAGUGCCAUCUGGUGGUCACUCCACACAAGAGCGGUCACUUCCCUUGGAUUGAUCAAGGGGCUAAAAGAGCUAAAAUCAUGGCGCAGGCCUUUGGUCUAACACAGCUGUCAGGCUCUUGCUUCUGAUGACCAAUACAACCACUUAGGAAAGAGUUAAAGUCCCAAACUUCUAAAGGUUUUUACUGACAACAAUCAAUAAAGUUUCAAAUAAUAGGGAAUAAAAGGGAGCAAUCUAAAAGUAAAAAUGUGAAAGUUUUAAUAUAAGGGUGCACACAAAGGUUUCUCAGAUGUCAUUCUUAAAAGGAACAAAAUAUAUAGAUUUUAUGAGCACAUCAUUACUACCAUUUCUAUUAUAAAUUAGCCCUCAUUAUCACUGAUUCGCCAUCAUAAAAAUAAUAUAAAACCUCCCCAGCCGUUAUCAAAUCACACUUACCUUUAUUUCCCCAAACCCAUGGAAUUUUGGAUUGAUCAGCAAUCUAAUUAAUCCAGGAAAUUUCUAUAUUUCCCACAUCUAAUGAUGCAAAUUCAGCACAUGCAUCUUUGAGUUUGGGGUCCUACAGGUCAACAAUCAGCCACCUGCUUAAUAUACAUAUCAUAUAUUAUCAGAUUACAUAUCCGAGUGUUCACAUCAGCUGCGGGCAGAAAUCUGGGCUGUUUGAGAUUCACAACAUCAUUCCUGAGGGACACGUUCUUAAAUGAACAAGAUGUUCUCCGUCAUUUACUUUUUAGAAAAUGAAUGAUUUUUAUUCAACCAUUAGAUCAGUCAUUUUCUCUCUAAAGACCCCUCAGCCAAAAUUUGCUAAGACGGUACAGUGAAAGCCAAAGAGAACAGAACAUUUAAAGGAACACACCGACUUAUUGGCAAUUUAGC